AUGAAUCCCCCAAAAAAAUUUAAGGGGAAAUCUGUUACAUUUGAGCAAAAACAAACAUUAGUCUUGUUCAUACAAGAACAUCCGGAACUACAUAAGGGCAAGUUUAGCCCAUCGUUUACUUCUAAACAUAGCAAAGAUUUAUGGACACAAAUAAGCAAUGAGCUAAACUCUAUAGUUGGCGCAACGAAAGAUCCAUCAAAGUGGAAAAAAUGCUGGAUAGAUUUAAAAAGUAAUACCAAGUCCAAAAGUGCAGAAAUCAAAAAAAAUUGUGGAAAAACAGGUGGAGGAAUGAAUGAAAGUGAAGAACUUGAUGAUUUAGAAAAUCAAAUUUUAGCCAUUAUAGGGGAAGUAUGUUGUUCCUAUAGUAUGAAGUACUAUGUUCCUACUUCCUAUACAUAA
Molecule: messenger RNA, 399 nt
Organism: Macrosiphum euphorbiae (potato aphid)
Lineage: Eukaryota; Metazoa; Arthropoda; Insecta; Hemiptera; Aphididae
Source: the annotation of a GenBank genome assembly